Oncorhynchus nerka (sockeye salmon) is the source of this 2837-nucleotide messenger RNA. Its product is annotated as zinc finger and SCAN domain-containing protein 5B-like. Gene Ontology annotation, molecular function: DNA-binding transcription factor activity, RNA polymerase II-specific. Gene Ontology annotation, biological process: regulation of transcription by RNA polymerase II. The transcript has 4 exons. NCBI's taxonomy places the organism in Eukaryota, Metazoa, Chordata, Actinopteri, Salmoniformes, Salmonidae. Gene Ontology annotation, cellular component: nucleus. The record is from RefSeq and is a predicted model, not a curated record. Bases 163 to 1710 code for a protein of 515 amino acids.
AGCAAAUUCCACUGUUGUGGAAAAUCCUUAUUGUGUCUAGCUCCACAGAUAAAAAUAUAUUUACGUUUGAAGCAUACGGUGUGAACUUUGAGGACGUUGAUUGAACACUGCAAUGCAAAUUACUAUAACAUAAGUGUUUAAAUUAGACAUAGUGCCAAGAACAUGGCCGAUACCGUCGUCUUUCAUGCUCAGCUAGCCUCCAUCAUUGAGGUUUUGGCGAAUGCAGCCGUUGCCGAAAUCUGCAAACUUGUAGAUGACGGACAUGCUGCCUUACGUUUGGAAAUUUCCCAUAGUCAGAAAGAAAUCGAUAACCUGCGGAGGAAGCUGCUUUUGACAAAAUACCAGAGUUCUCAACAGGGCACAGAGAAAUUCGGAGCCCUGCGACGCACAGUUCACUGUCGCGACACCAAUCGUGUUGCCCGAGCAAGAGGGAGCUUAGUAGGAAAGUCAUCAGACAGACUUAGAUAUUUGGAGAAUUGUUUUGCCGACAGUGAAAGGGGCAAGUUAACGCAGGAUGUCACCAACUGGAGAGAUUCAGGACGCACAGCGACAUACCAGGAUGGGAGCAUGCAGAUGGCAGAUAUGCGAGAGGCACCUCGUAUCAAAAUGGAGAACCAUGGCACCAGCAGAACGGAAGAGAUUGUCCAACCAGUCAGUGAGAGCACUGUAGCAGAACCAGGUUCUUCAUCAUCUACUGAAACCACAGACAUUCUGGACCAGCAGGGCAACAGACACAGAGCUCCAGACACCUCACUCAAUAUAGAACCUGAAAACCAGACGUUCCAGCAUCCAGCAUCACAAUACAGCAGAGCAAGACAGGACCAUCAGGUUGCUGAGGGUGUGACCUGGGAAACUGACCAUCAACCCAUAGAAUACAGCCUGUCCCAAUGGACAGAGCACCAAGAGACUGACAACCCAACUGUGAAUGCUCCUCACAAUUCCGGGCCAGACUCCAAAAGGCUGUCUGAACAUCCAGAGAGGAGAGGGGUGCCUGGUAACUCUGGGGUCUACAUGUCUGCUUCAGGCUCUCUGGACAGGCUGCCUGAUGUGGUGCUGGUGGACUCAGUUCCCAUUAAAGUGGAGGCAGAUAUGAGUUCAGAAUGGAGCAUAACUGGCCAAGAGGCGACAUCUGGAGAGGUCUGUUCAGAAAGCAGGCAACAUGUGGACAACAGAGGAAGAGGGGGAAUGGAGUCUGGACAGACAAAGUGUCCCCCUGACACUCAACAUGCAGAGCAAGGGACAACUGUAGGAUCAAGGUCCAAGAUGUCAGAUUUCAACAGAAUGUCCUCCCCAAACAGCUUUUCAUCCCCAAGUGUUACUCUUCCCCAAAGAGGGAAGCCAGCCCCCUUCCUGAAUUUCAAUAUAAGCACCACUUCUUCAUCGAAAGGCAUAGAAAAGCAGCCACAACAGCUGACGUCUCACUCGCCCAAGAGUCAGCUCCGGUGCAGCCUCUGUGGAAAGCCUUUCCCUCAGCCGGCGCACCUGCGGAGGCACAUGCGGGUUCAUACGGGGGAGAAACCGUACGGCUGCAGCCACUGCACCAAGCGCUUCUCCCACAGCCACCAGCUGAAGAUGCAUGAGAGAGUCCACACAGGAGAGAAACCAUUUCACUGUGUCUACUGUGGGAAGUGCUUCACCCAGUCCGGCCACAUGAAGAAGCACCUCCUUGUCCACACUGGCGGCAGGCCACAGGACGUUGUGCUGCCCUGAGGGUUCCAGGGUGAAGUUCCGACUAGAUACAGAUCUAGGAUCAGCUUCCUCUCUCCCAAUCCUAACCUUUACCACUUAUGGAAAAAAAAUGCUAAACUUACCCAACAUCAGCAUCUAGGGGCAACUUCACACUUCUCCACCCGGCAUAAUGAUAGGCAGUGCCAGGAGUUUUUCCUCACCACGUGACAAGACCAAGGAAAAACUCCUGGCCCUAGUUGUAAGGGGAAUGGCUCCACACUAUUGGGGUUUUCAUAUGAACACUGGGUCCAUGUGUUUUUAACAGUUUGGAUGUUUUCCACAUUGAACACGACCCUCUGUGUGUAGUGGUAGUGUUUUCAGGUCAGCUGUCUUGAUGCUUGGUCCGGAGUGGAUUGAUAAUGUAUAAGUUAUUACAGGUGAAGAUUUUAAACAUCCUCAUGAAUUUGUAUUGGUGCAGUGGUGAACCAAAGAACAGCAUUUAAGAAUUCAGGAAGCUCUGGACGGGUGCCUGGGUGAGCAAAGCCUGUUGGUGGUUGAGAGCUCGUUGCUCGGCUCUUCUCUUACCUGAACGCAGGGAAGAGGAGGAAGGUUCAGGGAAGAGGAGGAAGGUUCAGGGAAGAGCGCAACGGUGACCUCUUUUCUGGACAUCGACAUGGCAGAAGAGCAAAGCGACAGUUUCACGGACACCAACACAGUCCUGGCACUGUAAAUGGACAUGGUGACCUAGCUGGUGCAAGUAGAGAGAGUGCUGACUGGAAUGGUAGGCUGUCAGUGGUUGGGUUUAUAGAACUAUCUUCAUACCCCUUUACCUUCUUCAUCAUAUUCAGCCUCGGAAACCAUAUGCUGGUUUUUGAGUCCCAGAAUUGGAAUGAAUUGAAUUUGAACCCAAUCAAUUCAAUCAGAGUUCUCUCUGGUUUAUUCCUUUCCAUUCUGACUGUUUUGAGCGGGUUUGGCAGGUUAGGAUGUGCAUCAUCACUGUAGACCUGGGGUCUUCAACCUUUCCUUGCCCAGGGAUCCCCGCCCAGGCAAACCGGCCAACCAGGGAUCCUCAUCAUAUGUUAGCAAAACAUUUUUCACAUGUCUUAUCAUCAGGAGAAUGGCAGGGAGAAGUUAUCAAAAUUUUAAAAUAAACAUAAUUUUUUAAAGAA